Corchorus capsularis is the source of this 4374-nucleotide messenger RNA. NCBI's taxonomy places the organism in Eukaryota, Viridiplantae, Streptophyta, Magnoliopsida, Malvales, Malvaceae. The record is from the annotation of a GenBank genome assembly.
AUGGAAUUUCGAGGGCGAUCGGGUGAGGAAGAUGACCAACUAGAACUAAGCACCAAAAAGGUGAAAGCGGCAGCUGGGCCGGCGGAUGGGCAAGCACAACCUAUGCUUUCUUUCAAGGAUGCGAUGAUGGGUGGUAGAGGGAUCCCGUCUCCUGGGGCUGGUUAUGAUGAGUUUGGCUCUCUAGAGUCUGAUGAGGGAUUGAUUCAUAUUGCGGAAAGAGAUGGCUGGCCCUUGAUUUCCCUCUCAGAGAACUUCAAGGCUCAGAUCCGCCGUCAAUGGGAGGACUGCCUUAUUGUGAAGCCGUUGGGCAGAAACAUCUCUUAUAAUGUGCUUUGUGACCGAUUACACAAGUUGUGGUGUCCUAAAGGGGAUUGGGACCUCAUUGAUGUAGGACAUGGCUUCUGUAUUGCGAAAUUCUCUUCUCUGGAAGAUUUGAGGUAUGUUAUGGAUGAAGGGCCUUGGACUGUUUUUGGGCAUUAUCUGACGAUGCGCCGUUGGCAACCAGAUUUCACCCGCUUUCUGCAACUAUCGAGUCCACUGCAGUUUGGGUUCGAUUUCCGAGUUUGCCUAUUGAAUAUUUUAAACCAAGACUCCUUAUGGCAAUGGGUAAUACUCUUGGCAAGGCUAUCAAAGUGGAUACAACUACAAAGUAUGCCUCCAGAGGGAGGUUUGCUCGGGUUUGCGUCGAAGUGGAGUUCAGUAAGCCUUUGGUGCCGAAGAGUUGGCUUGCGAGGCCCUUGUGCUUUUUGCCCUCAGGUUGAUGAGUCAAAUGUUAAUCCGGUGGAGAAUGGGGUGAAGCAGCAGGGUGUCACCAAUGAUGGUAGUCUACAGCAAGGGAACAUUGUUGGUGGUGGUGCACAACGUGAGCCUACGGUGAACCCACCCACAGGAGAUUUUGGGCCAUGGAUGAUUGCACAAUCACGUAAACCUAGGAGGAAUGUUAAUCACAUCCCCAAAUCUCGGGUCCCCUUAAACUCGGGGAAGGAUGAUAGGGAAGUUGAGGCUUGGGCUCAGGGUGUUUAUAAGGCUAGUGGUACAUCUGCAGGGCCUAAGGCUGGGGUUAACAAGGCCCAGAAGCUACCAAGGAAAACUAUUAAUGUUGGGCCGAGCAAUGUUAAUAAGAAGGCAGUGGAUUCUAAUAAAGCAGUGGGUUUUAAAGAGGUUGAAGCUAUUAGAUCUUCUGUGCAUCAAAGUUCUUUGAGAGUCAAUGCGGUGAUAGAAAAAGUUGUGAGAACAUCCCCUGCAAGGGUUGGAGAGAAUAGUGAUUUUGCAGAGCUUACUCAUGAUGAUGCGAUGGAGGAUACUUUUCACUCACCAGAAUUGGAUGUAGGCCGUGGAGCAGGAAACAAGAAAUUUCGUCGCCACGUUAUUGACAUGAUAAAUAUUUAUAAGUCAUCUAUAAUGGCGGUUGUAGAACCAAGAGUAUCAGGUGCUACGGCUCGGAGAGUGCUUCGAGAAUUGAGGAUGCCGAAAUUUCAUAUAGCAGAUCCAGAAGGUUUUGCAGGAGGGAUCUGGUUAUGUUGGGAGGAAUCUAUCUUGAGUUUGGAGGUUGUGUUUUCUUCAUCACAAAUGGUUCAUGCUUUUGUUCAGAAGCCGGGUAUGUCUAAGUUUCUUUUAACCAUCGUUUAUGCUAGUCCCAUAUUGGAGAUUCGUAGACGGCUAUGGUCCUCGAUGGUGGAUUUUUCUGAGUCAGUUGAUGUUCCUUGGGUUGUGAUGGGGGAUUUUAAUGAUGUAGCGAACAGCAGUGAGAAGCUUUGUGGUCAAGCUCCGUCAAUUGGUAGAUGUUUGUCUUUUAAUGGUAUGAUUUUAUCUUGUGGUUUAAUUGAUUUGGGUUUCAAUGGUCCUAGUUUUACUUGGUAUAAUAAGAGGAAAGGUUUGGCUCGUGUUCAAGAGAGACUGGAUAGGGUCUUGGCCAAUGCUAAUUGGCGUCUUUUAUUUCCUGAUGCUAUGGUGCAACACUUACCCCGCCUGCAUUCGGAUCAUUGUCCAAUUUUGCUCUAUUCUUGGGCCAAUUUCGAUGGAGAUAUUUGUGGCAAAGGAGAGAAACUGGCUGAGCUGCUUCAAGCUUGGAAUAAAGAUGAGUUUGGAAAUAUCUUUGAGCGUAAAAAGCAGCUACGAGCUCGUAUUGCUGGCUUACAAUGCUCUUUAUCUUUACACUAUUCUCAUCAACUUCAAAUGCUUGAGACUGAUUUGCUUCGAGAAUAUAAUCAGAUUUUACAACAGGAGGAAACCUUUUGGGCUCAAAAUUCUAGGGUCCAGUGGCUUCAACAAGGGGAGAAAAAUACCAGAUUCUUUCAUUUAUCUACUAUUUGUCGUCGGCGAAGGAAGAGAAUUUCCAUGCUACGUAAUAAUGAUGGAAAAUGGGUCACAGAAAACGCCCCGCUCCAAACUCUUGUUCUCAAUUUCUAUCGGGGUUUAUAUGCUAACGAGGAGGGGGAGAGAGUUGCAUUGGAAUCGUUAUUACAGCCUACUAUUUCUCCAAUAGAUGUAGGUAAAUUGACUCAUGAUAUAGCGCCAAGUGAAGUGCGAGCGGCUCUUUUUCAAAUGAAGCCAUGGAAAGCUCCUGGUGUUGAUGGAUUUCAAGCUGGGUUCUUUCAGAAUUGUUGGGAGUCAGUUGGACAAGAUUUGUUGGAUCUAGUUCAAGAUGCAUUUCGAACGGGUUCCUUUAAUGUGAAUUUAAACCAAACACUUAUUGUGUUAAUUCCGAAUGUCGGAAAUCCGGAAUAUGUAAAGCAAUUUCGCCCUAUCAGUUUGUGUACUGUUGCUUACAAGUUGAUUAUAAAGGUGCUGGUGAAUCGUUUGAGACCGUUACUAGGUGACUUGAUUGGUCCGCUUCAGUCGAGUUUUAUUCAUGGUAGGCAAGCAGCUAAUAACAUCUUUAUUGCUCAGGAGAUGAUUCAUACUAUUAAGAAAUCCAAAAGUAAGAAUGGUUUGAUGGCCAUCAAGAUUGAUUUGGAGAAUGCUUAUGAUCGUUUGAUCAUGUUUUGCGUGGAGAAUGCUUCUAUGUCAGUAUUAUGGAAUGGUGAGAAAACUGAAUUUUUUCAACCUGGGAGGGGACUUCGUCAAGGCGAUCCCAUCUCUCCAUACUUGUUUGUCUUGUGUAUGGAACGACUUGGACAUCUUAUCUUACAUGAGGUCCAAAAUGGUUCGUGGAAGCCUAUUGUAAUGGGAAGGGGAGGCCCUUCAAUAUCUCAUCUCUUUUUUGCAGAUGAUUUAUUUCUCUUUGGCCGUGCAACUGAGCAGCAAGCUAAUGUUAUUCGUCAAGUGUUGGAUGCUUUCUGUGAUGCUUCGGGUGCGAAAGUUAGCCUUGAUAAGUUUAAGCUCUAUAUUCCACCCCAAGGUUUAGGCGGAAUGCUCAAAAAGGUUGUCAAAGGCACUUUUCGUGAACUAGUGGAUAAGGUGAGUAAUCGGUUAAAUGGAUGGAAGUGUAAAUUUUUAAGCUUGGCUGGUCGAGCUACUUUGGUCAGCUCAGUUACUAGUUCAAUUCCCACUUAUUCAAUGCUUACUACAAAGAUCCCGCAAGGUGUUAUUGCUAAGUUGGAUUGCUUGAACCGCCGCUUUCUAUGGGGUGGUAGUGAAGACAGGAGAACAAUUAAUCUUGUUCGUUGGGAAGAGGUGUGUAAGCCGAAAAUCUUUGGGGGUUUAGGCCUUCGUAGUAUGGAGUUUCAUAAUAGGGUUCUACUGCAAAAGACGGCUUGGAGAUUUUUAAUGGAGCCGGAUAGUCUUUGGGUAAGGCUUUUAAAAUCUAAAUAUGCUAUUCCGGAUGAUGUUGUUAGCUUUGUCAAGACUAAUGUGAGUAAGCCCCUGUGGUCUUAUUCGUGGAGAGGCUUAUUUGGUGCUCUCUCGGAGCUAAUUAGGGGGUUGAAAUGGCGCAUUGACUCGGGUUCAAAUGUUUGUUUUUGGACAGAUGUUUGGCUUGAGAAACCCAUAGUGACGAGUUUUGCUGUGGUUCCUCCUUAUGUGAACAAUGAAGCACGGGUAAGUGAUUUUAUUGAUGGGGAUGGGCAGUGGAAUUCUGAUCUUAUUUUUGCCCAACUACCAUUAGAUACCGCUAUGCAAGUUAUUGGCUAUCCACUACCGCGGGUUAUGGCGUUGGAAGACUCGCAUGUAUGGGCUAGUACAGCUAAUGGAAAGUUUACUACACCAUCAGCCUAUAUGAAUUUGCUGCAAGAGGUUGGUAUUAAUCUAUCAGGUUAUCUGACUUGGUUGUGGAAAUUAAACAUCCCUUCACGAUGGAUUUUUUUCCUUUGGCUUGCUUGGCGUGGUCGUUUGGUAACGAAUGGUCUGCGCUUUAAUUGGGGAAUGGCUGCUAGUGCAUCAUGUGUUUUGUGUGGUGCGCCUGUGGAAGGUGAGGGAAGCAGUACAGGUGGAUAG